This is a messenger RNA of Acaulospora morrowiae, 1206 nucleotides long. The record is from the annotation of a GenBank genome assembly. NCBI's taxonomy places the organism in Eukaryota, Fungi, Glomeromycota, Glomeromycetes, Diversisporales, Acaulosporaceae.
AUGACUCAAACAGCGAAUCAGUUACUAGCUUACGUCGUCCCUGAUUGCACAUGGAUACCUUCAGGUUCAACUGCUUCGACUGAAUCAGCUUAUCCCCGCUUUCCAAAUCUCGUGAGAGAAUGGCGUUACUUCAACCGAAGUGUCAAUUUGAACCGUAAUAUUCCGGUAGGACAAUUCCAGGUGUUUCCAACCGAUAGUCAAGAUCUAAGUGUAGAAGAUGCAAGAACUCGGCUCUAUUCUAAUGUUUUAUGGCCAGUUAAAACACUACUAGGAGGAGCAAUGUUUCGUGCGAGAGGUCCUGGAAUAUUGGGUGUUCCUGAUUACACUUUAUGCACUAAUAAUCCCUUAACGGCCAAGAUGCCUGUGGAGAUUAAAACGCGUCACAAUUUGAAAUUAAAUAAUUAUAAUCUCUGGGAAGUUUAUCGAAGUGUUGACCGGGCUCAAAUAGCGGAUCAAGAUUUUAGGUUUAGAAAAAAGAUCUUAUCUCAAGUGUUUGGAGAAUUGGCCUGCAAUGGUCUUCAUUACGGGAUUUUGACAAACUAUUCUGAUACAUAUUUUCUCAAACGACUAGAAACAGAACCAACUACCCUAUAUGUUUCUCGUGUUAUUCAUCCUAAUAGUAACCAUCCGACUUUACGCGAUUCAAGUAAGAGGAGUUCUUCGAUUCAGACUGGUAGCAAGAAGAAAGUGAAGACGUCAUCUUCCAAAGAAAUAACUACAAUAGAUAAAUAUAUAGGUGGUGGAACCUUUGGAAAGGUUUUUUCUGGCUAUUAUGGUUGUCAAUCCGUGGCAUGGAAGACUUGUGAUGCGUACAAGGAGCAAGAAGCGAUGAAGAUGCUAAAACAUGAAGCUCAUAUUUAUUCAAUUUUGAAAGAACUUCAAGGAAACACUAUUCCAUGUUUGCUAUAUGAAGGGUAUAUUUAUGACGGUUAUCUUUACACAUUGGCAUUACAGCUAAUUGAAGAUGCUCGUCAUAUAGAUCCGGCAAUACUUACUAUAGAAGAAAAGGAAUCGAUAGUAAAACAAUUAGAAUCAAUACAUAGUUUUGGCGUCUUACAUAAUGAUAUUGCUCUGAGAAAUAUUCUCUUUGAGCCAAAAAGUCAUAAAUACUUUUUUGUUGAUUUUGGCCUAAGUGAGAUCGUGGAUGACGAAUCACCAAAAUUGCGCAAGGAAGAAAGGGGAUUAAAAAAUUUUUUACACCUUUAA